Molecule: messenger RNA, 852 nt
Organism: Apiotrichum porosum
Lineage: Eukaryota; Fungi; Basidiomycota; Tremellomycetes; Trichosporonales; Trichosporonaceae
Exons: 1
Coding region: 1-852 (283 amino acids)
Source: RefSeq, a predicted model, not a curated record
AUGACCACCGGCGCCGCAGCAUACAAGAAGCUCCGCGACGUCAAGGACGAGUACCCCUACGCGUACUUCUCUCGCAAGGGCGUUGCCGGCACGGUGAACCAGCGCCGCGCAUGGCUGGCCGACGCUGGCGUUGACCAGGCGGGUCAGCGCCCAGCCCUGACGCUGCGCCUGGCCGAGCACCCCUACGUGCUCGAACCCAGGGUUCACCUCGCGGCCCAAGACUACAACGACGGUCAGCGCGAGCCCCUUCCACCUCUGCGGCCAUACCCGCUGGUCCUUGCACCAGCGCCGUACGUGCCAACGCCUGGCAACAGGUCGAGCAUGGUGCGUGAGGCGCUCCUGCGCGGUCUGGAAGUCGAGGUCGCGCGUCUCCUGCGCGCUCAGCAGGACGCCGAGGUCCAGGCGACCGACGACGACGCCGACGACGCUGCUGCCGCGGGCGACGAAGGCGACGCCAUCCCCGCUCCCCCCGCCGACCAGGAGGAGCCCCGCCUUUGUGAGCUGGAGGACGAGCUCGAGCGCGUGCGUGCCGCGCGCACCGCCGAGCACACCGGCAACCCCGUCCAGCUCGCUGCGGAUGGCGCGCGUUGCGACGGCAUUCAGCAGACCCUGGAUGCGAUUCGCGCCUCCAGGGCGGCCGCCAGGGCGGCCAUGUUCACCCCUCAGGCCGUCCAGCGCCGUAGGCGCCACCACGCCCGCCGCCAGGCCGCUCCCGCCGCUCCCGCCGCCCCCGCCGCCGGGGGAGGAGGAGGAGGUGGAGGAGGAGGAGGAGGACCCGCCCCCGCCGCCGGAGGAGGAGGAGGAGGAGGAGGAGGACCCGCCGCCGCCGCUGCUGCCGCCGCCGCCGCCUAG